Messenger RNA from Thamnophis elegans (Western terrestrial garter snake), 893 nucleotides. It is a transcript of the gene CLDN14, whose product is annotated as claudin 14. Bases 92 to 799 code for a protein of 235 amino acids. Gene Ontology annotation, biological process: cell adhesion; bicellular tight junction assembly. Gene Ontology annotation, cellular component: plasma membrane; bicellular tight junction. The transcript has a single exon. Gene Ontology annotation, molecular function: structural molecule activity. The record is from RefSeq and is a predicted model, not a curated record. NCBI's taxonomy places the organism in Eukaryota, Metazoa, Chordata, Lepidosauria, Squamata, Natricidae.
AAUUGCCAUAUAUGUACCAGGAAAGGGUGAUUUUCAGAAGAAUCUUCAGCAGAAUUCCCAAUCGAAUUGUUAUGGUACAGUAGACACUGAAAUGGAAAGCAUGACAUUUCAGCUGCUGGGAUUUUUCUUGAGUCUUCUUGGCUUAGCUGGAACCAUCACUGCGACCAUCCUGCCUCACUGGUGGAACAGUGCUCAUGUGGGAACCAAUAUCAUCACAGCUGUGGCAUACCUGAAGGGCCUCUGGAUGGAAUGUGUUUGGCACAGUACUGGGAUCUCCCAAUGUCAGUUCCACUAUUCACCGCUCGCUUUGCCUCGUGACCUUCAAGUAGCCCGGGCCAUGAUGGUGAUAUCUUGCCUUCUUUCAACUCUGGCCUGUGUAAUUGCUGUUAUUGGCAUGAAGUGUACCCAAUGUGCCAAAGGGUCCUCCACCAAAAAUAUCUUUGCUGUCCUAGGUGGAAUCCUGUUCAUACUGGCUGGAAUUGUGUGUCUCAUCCCUGUUUCUUGGACAACAAAUGAUGUGGUGACUAAUUUCUACAACCCAAUGUUGCCCAAUGGGAUGAAAUACGAGAUCGGGCAUGCGCUUUACGUUGGCUUUGUGUGUGCUUCACUGAGUAUAAUUGGUGGAACAAUCUUGUGUGCUUCAUGUCAGCAUGUGGAGAAUGACAUACAUUCCCAACAACAAUCAAGAAGUACAAGAUUAGCUCCAUCCUCCAGACCACCAAUGGCUUACAAGUCAAAUCACAGUCCUUCGCAAGCAUCUGCUUCUUACAAUGGUGACAGGUUAAAUGACUAUGUAUGAAUUCUGUGAGACUUCUCUUGUGUGUAUGUUGCUGUCAGUGUUUCUCUAACUAUGUUUGUAUAUAUUUAUACAAAUUGCAUUAUUACAUCUAUUG